This is a messenger RNA of Cannabis sativa, 2812 nucleotides long. RefSeq names its product putative lysine-specific demethylase JMJ16. The record is from RefSeq and is a predicted model, not a curated record. NCBI's taxonomy places the organism in Eukaryota, Viridiplantae, Streptophyta, Magnoliopsida, Rosales, Cannabaceae. Bases 175 to 2646 code for a protein of 823 amino acids. Gene Ontology annotation, cellular component: nucleus. Gene Ontology annotation, molecular function: histone H3K4me/H3K4me2/H3K4me3 demethylase activity. The transcript has 9 exons. Gene Ontology annotation, biological process: chromatin remodeling.
UUCUUCUCUUUCUUGUUCUUCAUUCACUUUCUCACUUGUUAAAACCCCAAAAAGAGAUUCAAAAGAUUUUCUUUUUCUUUCCCAAAUUUCAUAGAAAAAAACCCUAAAUUUCUAAAUUUCCUCUCUCUGCCGCCGCUCCUGUUUGGAUCCUCCGGCCACCCAUUCGCCGACACAAUGGGGAAAAAAUGUGUGGCAUCUAAACCGAGAAGGAAGGUUACUAUGGCAAAUUUCUCUGUUCCACCUAGAAUUGAGGUUUUUACAUCUUUUAAUCUGAAGAAGGUAUGGGAAUCUGAUCAUUCCAAGGACUGCUUGGAUGAAUCAAAAGAAGACUCACUACAAAAAGACACUAUGUUUGGUUUAUCAGGCAAUGAUUUGCUGAAAGAAGCUUUGAGAGUUAGACCCUGGAUACUCUUUGAUGAAACAAAUGACAAGUCAAAGGAAUCAGACAUUGAUAAGCUUGAUGAGGAUUUCUCAUCACAAACUUGCCUCCCUAAAGGUGUUAUUCGCGGGUGUCCAGAGUGUAGUAAUUGUGUCAAGGUAAAAGCAAGGUGGCACCCUGAUGCAGAAACUGAAAACGACAUUUUUGAAGAGGCCGCUGUAUUUCACCCAACUGAGAAGGAAUUCGAGGACACCUUUGAGUACAUUGAAAAGAUACGUCAAGAUGCAGAGCCAUACGGGAUUUGUCGUAUUGUUCCUCCUCCAUCGUGGAAACCUCCAUGUUUAUUUAAGGAAAAUAACGAGUGGGAAAAUAAUAAAUUUCUUACUCGUGUUCAACGGAUUGAUGGGCUUCCAGCUCCAUACUCAAAAUUAGAGAGAAAAACAGAAGAUUUUGCUCAUGAUAUGAAGAUUAAGAGGAGAAGAAUAUCAAGAAAUGAAGCUGGGGAUUCGGAUAAUGAACACUUAGAAUCUGUAGCUGGUCCAGAACUUACUGUUAAAGAAUUUAUUAGAUAUGCAGAUGAUUUUAAAGGUCAAUAUUUCUGCAAGAGUGAAGAUACAGAUUCAAAUGAUUGUUCUAAUGUGUCUAAAGCACAAUGGGAGCCCUCAUUGGAGAAUAUUGAAAGUGAAUAUAAACGCAUUGUUGAAGAUCCAACCGAAGAAAUUGAGGUACUUUGUUCCGACAAUUCUGCGAUUAGGGUCUUCGGCAGUGGAUUUCCAGGAGUAUCCAAUCCUUCAGAAACAUCUAGUAUUCCUGAAAUUGCAGAUUCAGGAUGGAACUUAAACAAUGUAGCGAGAUUACCUCGGUCACUUCUUUCUUUCGAAAACACUAAUACUUCCAACAUUUCAAUUCCUCGUGUUCGGAUAGGAAUGUGCUUUUCAACUCUUAAUUGGAGAGUUGAAGAGCACUACUUGUACUCCUUGAAUUAUAUGCACACCGGUGCCUCAAGAGUAUGGUAUGGCAUCCCUGGAAAAUACAGCUGUAAGUUUCAGGAAGCUUUAGCAAAUUUCUUUGAUGACAUAUCCGAGCACGAGUUGUGUGAUAGACUGGUCAAGCAACUAUCUCCCUUUGCAUUGAAUUCAUUAGGUAUCCCCGUCUUCCGUUGCGUUCAGAAUCCCGGGGAAUUCAUUCUCACCUUUCCAGGGACAUAUCAUUCGGGAUUUGAUUGCGGUUUUAACUGUUCCGAGACAGCAAAUUUCGCUCCAUUUGAUUGGUUGCCUCACGGGCAGAAUGCUGUAGAAAUUUAUCGUCAAGCGGGGAGGAAGACAUCUAUAUCCCACGAUAGGCUUUUGCUUCAAGCCGCUUUUGAAGCUGUGAAGGUGCAAUGGGAACAUUUCAAUAGGAAAAAAUCUUUGGACUGUCAACUUUGGAAAUCUGUCUGUGGAAAGGAAGGAGUUUUAACAAAAGCAACGAAGUCACGUGUCUUGGGCGAAGACAUUGGUAGAACAUUUCUCUGUAACUCUUCACAGAUCCGAACGAUGGACAAAACUUUCGAUGCUACCACCAAAAGGGAAUGUAAGAUUUGUUUAUAUGAUCUUCAUUUUUCAGCAGCAGGUUGUCCUUGUUCGGAAGACACAUAUUCAUGUCUAAAUCACGCAAAGCAGCUUUGUUCGUCGUGUUCUUGGACUGAAAAAUAUUUCCUCUUCCGUCAUGAUAUUAGUGAACUCAACCUUCUUGUUGAAGCUUUAGAAGGAAAAUUUAAAUCACAAUACAGUGUUGCUAAAGAUAUUCUCGGAUUGGGUCUAAACCAUCAAACGAGGGCACGAGCAUCGAAGCAAGGCGAAAGUGCAACAACAACCUCUGCUGAUAAACUGGAAAAUGGGGAAUCACCCGAUCGAACAAGCAGUAAAGUUUCUAACAUCAGGGCCGAAUUGAAAGAACGUCUAAAAUCAAAAGCCUCAACCGAAAUGGCUGCAGCAGUAAAUAAGGAUACCGAGUCUACUCCCAAUGCUGCAAAGGCCAGUGGCGGUGUUAGUGAGAAUGUUGUUAAGGCGAGCAGCGCCAAACCACCUAUUUCGAAAGAACCGAAAGGAAAGGCUAAAGAACAGAACACAAAAGUAAUGAAAGGAAAGACAAAAGAAUUAAAAGGGAUAGGAUAUAAUUGUUUUCUACAAAUGGUGGUGGCCUCGUCUGAGGAUCCAUAUGAAAAUUUAAGUGAUAUAAGUUCUGAUGAAUCUGAUGAUGACCCAGAUCUUUGCUUUUUAUUUUAGAUUAAAUAUCUUAAGCUUCCUAUAAUCAUUUUUUUGAAGAUAAACCAUUGGAAAAUAUAAUGAGAGAGCUUGUGUUUUCUAAUAUAAUGAUGUAGCAUAGCUGUGUAGCUUGUAAAAUCUUUUGGGGUAAAAAUUAAUAAAAACAUUACAUAAAAUUUCACUCAAA